CCACAACGUCGAGCUUCAUCCUUGCCAUUGUCGCGCCACCUCUGCCUUAGCUUUACCGAAGGUACAGAAGUAUUUGAGAGGGGAUUAUAUCUACUACUUCGCGAUGCAGCGCCUGCAAGAGAUUAGCUUACGACACCUCCCAGACGUCUCUGGUUCUACAUUUUCAUUGGAAGAUACAUCCUUCCAGAUACCGGUCCUCAACGAAGAUGGAGAAGACCUGCUCAACGACAGCGAUAACGACUUUUUCCGUGGUAUAGAUGCGCGUUCGAGUUUGGCAACUCCAGCACCGGCAAGAAGACAGGUGCAUGACGACCUGACGGUCAGCCAACUGACUCCGCGGAGACUCAACCUCUCACCUUCACCGUCGAAAUCUAAAGCCACUUUUCCUGCCAACCCACGGCUACGGUCCGACUCGCCCUCCAAAGCUACGCCCAAAGUCUGUUUUGAUCCGAGGGCGGUGCGUCAGGCCAAAGCAGAUACUCCCUCACGUCGGUCCGACUCCCCACCAAAAUCAACGACUUAUGAACCAACACUCUCAUCUACGCCUGUGAAAAGGCAUAUAUCGCUCACCGCGGAAGAUCCAUUCACGCCACGGAGAUUUGAGAACCUGCAAGCCGAGGUGGCUACUCUCACGUCGAUGAAUUUCAGGGACGGUCUCGUGUCGACAAAACCCAGGGACGUGCCGGCUAUCUCUGUGUUGAAGCCUGUGAACGCCAAUGUCAGUGUGAUUGACGAGAGUUUUGAUACAGAUGGAGCUGCAGGGCGACUGUUGAUGUAUGGGAGCACGCUUGCAGGCUUCGAAAACGUUGCGCCAACCUCAUCCAUUCCUCCACGCCAAGAGAGUUUGACAGUCUCGAAAAUUUCUCCCCAGAAAAAUGUUACUGUCACGCGCCAGGUUUCCCCCGUGCUAGCGGGAAUGAAGCGGCCGGCGUCCUCGACAGACGACGGACCACGAAAGCGCGAGAAGAAGUCUCAACCGCAAGCGAAACCUCCCAUCAUCACAAAACCGACAUCUUCGCGCAGUAAGGCCUCGACCAACUCAUCAAAGCCUCGCCCACAACCGCCUCCUUCACGGCAACCAACUACGACUACCGUUUCUCUGGGUCUGUCGCGCUCACGCUUCACUUCAGCGCAUAGCCGAAACGAGUCUAGUUUGGCGGCCGAAGCAUCUGGGACAAGCACAUCUAAGAGUAAGGGUCCGCCUGUAAACGCCCAACCGACCGCGAGUACGAACAAGACAUUAUCAUCCUCUUCGCGGCGUUAUGCAAUUCCUGAUUUUAAGGCACUCCAUGCAGCUGAAGAGGCAAGAUUGGCAGCUCGGAAGGAACUUAUCAUUCCUGUGAAGCCGAUAGCAAAGGAGUUUAAUACGGAUGAAAGAAUUAAAGAGCGACGUAUGUUUGAUGAGCGAAUUAAAGAAAAGGAGGCGGAGAUGGAACGGGCGUUGGAGGAACGCAGGAAACAGAGGGAGGAAGAGGAAGAAAGGCAGGUCAGAGAGCUGCGGAGAAAGGCGGUGCCCAAAGCUCAUGAAGUGCCGGAAUGGUAUAAGGAUGCACCUAAGCGUGUACGGCCGACGGAGUAGGUGUGUCUUAGUCAUAUUUUUCUUUUGUUGUCCCUUGGUUUAUAAUUAUUUUGAUUCAACUGUCC
This is a messenger RNA of Guyanagaster necrorhizus, 1644 nucleotides long. RefSeq lists its product as uncharacterized. The record is from RefSeq and is a predicted model, not a curated record. Lineage: Eukaryota; Fungi; Basidiomycota; Agaricomycetes; Agaricales; Physalacriaceae. The transcript is spliced from 5 exons. Bases 104 to 1579 code for a protein of 491 amino acids.